Messenger RNA from Megalops cyprinoides (Indo-Pacific tarpon), 2295 nucleotides. Its product is annotated as soluble guanylate cyclase 88E-like. Gene Ontology annotation, molecular function: heme binding; guanylate cyclase activity; oxygen sensor activity. The transcript is spliced from 18 exons. Gene Ontology annotation, cellular component: guanylate cyclase complex, soluble. Lineage: Eukaryota; Metazoa; Chordata; Actinopteri; Elopiformes; Megalopidae. The coding region runs from base 1 to 2295 and encodes 764 amino acids. Gene Ontology annotation, biological process: response to oxygen levels; nitric oxide-cGMP-mediated signaling; cGMP biosynthetic process. The record is from RefSeq and is a predicted model, not a curated record.
AUGUACGGUCUGCUGUGCGAGAGCCUGCACGACUUCAUCAAAGAGUCGUACGGGGACGACGUGUGGAAGCUGGUCCGCGAACGGGCGGACGUCAGGCUGCACUCCUUCGUCACCCACCAGGUAUACAGUGAGAGUGUUAUUCCCCGCAUUGCCAAAGCGGCCAGUGGAGUGACAGGGACACCCUACAAUGAGCUGAUGAACUCCUGGGGUGUCUACUUCCUGGGCUUUGUGGGAAAGUACGGCUAUGACAGGAUCCUGAAGGUGCUGGGUCGGCAUGUGCGGGACUUUGUGAACGGGCUGGAUAACCUCCAUGAGUACCUGCGUUUCAGCUACCCCAAAGUGCAGCCCCCCACCUUCUUCUGCCAGGAGGAGUCCGCCACAGGGGUCACACUCCACUACAGGAGCAAACGGAAGGGGUACCUGCACUAUGCCAUGGGCCAGCUGAGGCAGAUGGGAAAGCAGUUCUACGACACAGACAUCCACGUGGAGGUGCUGUCCGAGCAGCUGGUGGGGGACUACUCCCACGUCACCAUGAGGCUGAACUUUGAUAACUCCGCUUACCGCUACAUUCAGAAGGAGGACGAAGAGGAGCAGGAGAUUCUGCCCAUCACCAGCGACUUCUUCUUCGAAGUGUUCCCCUUCAACAUCGUCUUCAGACAGGACAUGGUGGUGCACAACGUCGGCUCUGGAUUGGCCACUGUCUUCCCUGACCUGGAUGGAAAGAAGAUCAACGAUGCCUUCCUGUUGGCACGCCCCCUGGUGGAGUUCACCUGGAACAUGAUCAUCUCCCACCCCAACAACCUGUUUGAGAUCAUGUCCAAAGAGCCUGUGAAGAGGGAGAGGAACCUACACAACCGCGUCCAGAAUUCCGACUAUGAGAACGCCAACCGUUCGGCGGACGUAGAUGUGGAGCUCAUGGCCUUCCAGUCCAUCAUCGGAGAUGAUUACAAAGAUGGAAACAGCGCCAAUGCCAUGGAAAGCUGGGGAGACGGCAGCCGCUGCCUCAAGCUCAAAGGCCAGAUGAGAUACAUGCCGGAGUGGGAGUCCAUCAUCUUUCUGGGAACUCCUGUGAUGGAGAGUCUGAGUGCCAUGUUCAAGACUGGUCUGUACAUCAAUGACCUGAGCAUGCACGAUUCCAGCCGGGACCUGGUGCUGGCCGGGACACAGCAGUCAGAGGAGCUGAAAAGAGCCCUCAUCCAGGAGCAGAAGAAAUCAAGCAAGCUGGAGGAGAGCAUGAAGAUGCUGGACUACGAGAUGAAGAAGACGGACGACCUUCUGUACAGAAUGAUCCCCAAGCCCGUGGCCAAGAGGCUGCGCAAGGGAGAGCCGGCUGUCAACACCUGUGAGGUGUUCCCAGAUGUGACGAUCCUCUUCAGCGACGUGGUGGGCUUCACGCGCAUCUGCAGCCACAUCACGCCCAUGCAGGUGGUCUCCAUGCUCAACACCAUGUACACGCUGUUCGACACGCUCAGCGAGAAACACCGCGUCUUCAAGGUGGAAACCAUUGGCGAUGCCUACAUGGUGGUGGCUGGAGCCCCAGAGAAGACCAAAUACCACGCCCAUAACAUCUGUGACAUGGCCCUGGACAUGGUCCGCUCCAUCGACCACCUGAAGGAUCCCUCCAACGGGAACAACAUCCAAAUCCGAGUGGGGAUCCAUUCUGGGAUGGUGGUCGCAGGGGUGGUUGGACACAAGAUGCCACGCUAUGGUCUCCAUGGUGACACAGUUCACACGGCAUCCGCUAUGGAGAGCAAUGGGAAAGAGAUGCACAUUCAGCUCAGCAGUGCCACCUAUGAGCACCUGAAGGGCAGCCACUUCAUCUUUGAGCGGAGAGGGACCAUCACCAUUAAGGGAAAUGUGGAGAUUGAAACCUAUUGGUUGAAGGGAAAGAGAGAUAAAGAUGGAAACGCCCAGGCUGCCUGCCCCCAGUUUGAGACGCAAACCAUCAGCAAAGCCACCAUUUCACCCCCGGACCCCCCCAUUGAUGAGGAUGUAUUGGUCUUUCCAUCUGUGGCGGGGGAGGAUGAAGAUGAUGUGAAAUCCAUUCGGUCUCACCGCAUCAAAAUGGAGACUUCUGGGAACUCCCUCGAAGAGUCGAUGGAAGAAUGCAGGGUAGAGGAGACCUCUGUGAGUAAGUCUCAUUACAAAGAUGCUCUCCAGGACAACGGUCUCCAGGACGGCCACAUCGAGCUGGACUCAGGCGAGUUCAAUGGGAGAGACUCCAUCAUGGAGUCUCCGGAAGGAUCCUGCGACUCCCGUGGCUCCGAGAAGAGUGCCAUGUGCUGCGUGUCCUGA